AUGGCAAGUAGCGUCGAUAAUAAGGACAUCCCCAUCGCAGAGCUGGUCUGGGAGGAUCUGCACGCCAACGUACGGCGUCGUGUGGGUAGUGACAACACAUGUACCGAACUGUCUCUGGGUGGGCUCUACUGCAAUGACCUGUACUCAGAUAGCACGCACUUCAAGGCAGUUAUUGAGCCAAGAGAUGCGGGAAGCCUGCCCAGGCGAGACUCACAGCGGUCUAUGGGACUAGCCUCACUUUUGUCGGAUAAGAAGGUCACCUCAGCCAAACGGAUGAGUGCGUUGCUGAUUAAAGAGGAACGCAAGCCAUUGUUUUCUCUGAUGUUAGACGACAAUCCACUCGACAGGAAGGCUGACAAGCGCUUGGUGGUUAAUUCACGGGCACUGGUGAUGGUAUACAAUCAAGCAUUCCUCAAUCGACUGGUCACAUUCUUCACCAUCCCCGACGAGCUUCAGGUCCUUGGGUGUACUAUCAAUCCGUAA
This is a messenger RNA of Sphaeroforma arctica JP610, 483 nucleotides long. RefSeq lists its product as hypothetical. Bases 1 to 483 code for a protein of 160 amino acids. Lineage: Eukaryota; Ichthyosporea; Ichthyophonida. The record is from RefSeq and is a predicted model, not a curated record. The transcript has 5 exons.